Messenger RNA from Triticum urartu, 5127 nucleotides. RefSeq lists its product as uncharacterized. The record is from RefSeq and is a predicted model, not a curated record. NCBI's taxonomy places the organism in Eukaryota, Viridiplantae, Streptophyta, Magnoliopsida, Poales, Poaceae.
ACCAAUCCGUCUCCCCCAAAUUCUCCAUUCGAAAAAGCCAACGCCGUUAUCGUCCUUCCUCCGCAAUCCGCCGCAGAGAACAUCGGAACCCUCAGGAAGCUUCUAGAAGCCGCCCGCGCGGAGCCCCCAUGGAGAAGGAGAAGCAGAAGCAGGGGGCCGACGGCGCCCUCCUCCUCGCGCUGCGCUGCUCCAGGGCGUCUCUCGUCCUCUCCUCCCUCCGCCAGCCACCCCCCUCGACGGCGACGACCCGCCGGACCUCAUCCUCCGUGGAGUUCGACCUCCGGAACGCGCGCCUCCUCGACGCCGAGCUCGCGGCGGCGCGGCGCGCGGCUGCCAGAAGCGCGCGGACAUCCGCCGCUGAGAUUCUCUUCGUCGUUGCUCUGGCCCCCCUCCUCAUCCUCUUCGUCGCGCUUCUAGCGGCGGCGCUGGCGGAGGCUGCCGCGGAAGGGGUGGCUUGACCCGCUUGCCGACGACGUCAUGAGAUGAUGCGGCGACUGAACCCAAACCCUCCGUGUUAAUUCCCCCCUUCCGGGCUCCGUAAGUUGACUCUGUUUCUCUUCAGCUGAGAAAGGAAGCUGGUAUCUCGAUUGUGGUACGGGCCUGUUUGGUGUUUUCGGUCUGUACGGUAGGUGUUCGACCAAAUGCAUGUUCCUUCGUAGUUGUGUGCACAGAGUAAGGCUAAGGUUGUGGUGAUAAUUAAGAGAUCAGACGAAAUCAUAGCGUGAUGAAUGGUGCCUGUCUCAUUGAGUUGCAUUGUUCUACUGUUUUCUGAUCGAAUUAUGCUGAUGGAAUGGUAGAUGCAGGGAUAUGCCUUGCAGUGUUGCUGCUUGUGUGCCAUGAUCCAUAGAUUGUGAAAAGGGCACUGGCGAUGAAAUUUCACGAUGGGUGUUAUGUUGCUAGUCUAUGAUUAUUCUUUCAAGUGAAAAGUAAAUGUGUUUGAGCUUAGUCAAUUGUUCAUUGCAUUUAGGCAGCAUCCUCAUCAGGAUCAUGCAUUGCUUUAUUUCUCCUUUGUAUGAGUAAGGGUGGCCCAUGCAUUUGCGCUGCUAGACUUUUCACGUGUUUUACUUUGAGAAGCUGAUAGAAAGGUAGACAUGUAAAAUUAUAGAUAAACUUGUGGUCGAAAUGUAUGAAACUCAUUUGGCAUUGUUUUUUAACGAACUGCUUGCCCCCUGCAAGUUGCUUAUGUAUUUAACUGUGAAAACUCUCUAGUCAAGUGUUUAUAUAGUUUAGCCAUGUACGCUAAUGUAUUAUCCGUGUAUGUUGGCUUAGAAUUGCUAAAGCCUUUCUCACUAAGGCUGAAUUUGAUACUGGUGUAAAUUAUCAUAAUCUGGUGUUUUCAACAAGCAUUUGUCUACUUACCGUAUGAAUAAGCCACUGUCCUGCUUUCGAGGCUAUUUAUUUAGUUAUAAUAUACAAGGUCAACACAAUGUAAUGUAGCAACACUAAACCGAGCCUAAGGUGAUGGAUGAAUGUUUUCAGAAGUAGGGUUUUUGUUGUCUUCAAUGUACUAGUUUGUUUAUUUAUUAUGUUAUGCAACAUUGGAUGAUGUUUAAAAUGUAAUAUCAUGAAUUUCUUACUGUUGAUGCUUUGCAUCAACCAACCAACCUUGCUUCUUAUUACCGUACGCAUAUACAUGUUGAUUAAUAAUUCAGGGUUUUAGACACUUGUGCCACUGCGUGUGCUAGCAUCACUUACUGAAGGUCAGAAAAUUUUGUUGUUGCCACUCUAGCUCUUGUCCGUUUUCCCUAUACCACUCUUAAAUUUGACAUUCCACCGUUGCCACUCUAGCUUUUAACAAUGCUUCACAAUCUGCCACUCUGUAUAGUCAAUGCUCCGUUUUGACCAAACGGAGUAGGGAAAAGACCAUCUUGCACUCAGUUUUUUGUUUUUCUUUUGCCACCAGUUUUCGCCAAUUUUGAUCUUGCCAUUGGAGCAACUUCUGAAUGAUUUUAUUAGUGCUAAUUCAGUCUCAGAUUUUGGCAUGGCCUAUUCAAAAAUCUGACAUCACACAUAAUUAUACUAUUUUUCCUUUUGUAUGGUUGCAACUUAACUUGAUGCUGUAUUUUUUUUUAAUAUGCAGUAUGCAAUAUGCAUAGCCUGGUGAAAGAAAUACCCUUAUGAAACCGUGAUACUCGAAACUGGGCGAAGGCCGAUCAAUUUUUUCCAUCAUGAGGAACAUUUGCGUCAUCUUAUUGAAUUCUUCUGUGCUCCUAAAUUUCUGUCAGGACAAAAAGGAUAGCACAAAUUAACCGGGUGUUUUAGAAAAACCAUUGUCUUGGUUUCACGGCGCACAUCCAGUUGCUGCAACCUGAGCCAACUAUACGUUUCCCAGCUAUCCAAGACAGCAGUGUGGUAUCCGCUCAAGCACACUAUCAAAGAUCCAAAACUGCUCUCUAAUGGCCACGGAACACAGCAGCACAUAUUAAUUGCACGUACUAAAGGCUCUGCUUCCGAUUACUUGUGGUAGCACCUGGAUAUGUCAUACAGUAUAUCCUAAGAUCGGCUAAAGUAACAAGAAAAUUUUCUAGAGUGAUGCUAUACAUAAUACCACAAGUUUUUUUUCACCAAUAGCAACGGUCAGGUUUCAUCGGAUAGGACGAUGGUGCCCCUCUUCAAACACUAAGAAUACCCGAGGUCCGGUUCCGCGGAUCUCUCUUUCUCCCACUAUCGCAUUCCUAAUUUGGAUUGGCAUCUUUUUUUUUCUCCCUGAUGAGGUGGUGCGAGAAAUUUCAGAUGUACUAAUUUCUAGAAGCAUUUGUUCUGAUACUUUUACAUGGGAUCUUCUGUUCACUCUGACGAGCUUCGGGUGAAACCAAUUCCCAAGGUGUGACGAGCGGUGUCGCGAGUUUGCAGGGAUGAGAACCAUGAAAAGCAAGAUCUUGAAUAAGAAAACAGAAACCGAGGAAGAUGAAACGGACACUAACAUCAGACAACUCUCAAAUGGAUUUGGUUGUCUAUGAUGAGCAAGUAGAAGCAACUUGCUUACUCACCUAGGGUCGGUCCAGCUCCCCCUACUACUCCUACUUAUCCUUCUCACUUGCCAAACCAUAGCUCUAAUUGAGUCAAAUUCCACAAUUUCAAAGAACAGUAUGCUUUUCCCCCCCUCCAUUUUUCACCAUGAAUGUUCUCUCAAUCCCUCCCUACUCCUUUCUUUCCCGAGCACAGGCUUACCCAACUCAUGAGGACCUGUCUAUUCAAUAAAGGACGGAAUCAAUGUGAGCCUUAGGGUCCAAAAAUAUUCCAUUGGUGUCGGCUAUUAGCGCCCCACCAGAAAAUUAAUAAGAAUAUAAAUCCAGUAUCCCGAAAGGAAGGUUAUGUCCAAACUCAUUUUGUAUUCGAUAACCCAGCCGUACAUGAAAGAGGGUACUGGUUGACGAUGGCGGCGGUGAUCCCUUGAUGAAUCCAUUGUCUUAGUUGCUCGUGGUGUCCGCGGUUUAGAAUGGGGAUGUUGAACGUUGUGUUUGGUAUGGGGCGUUUCUCAGGACGUGGGCAUUCGGGGCGCAAUAUGCAACAUCGUCGACGAUUCUUCCAUGACUUCUUUCCUGGGCGUGGUCAGGUCCUACAACCCACUUGCCGACUCCUCUAGACGUUAAGAGUGUACAUUGAUCCGCUCGGUUUUGGAGUCGUGGUUGUGUGGUGGAGGUGACCCGCAUUGGCCUGGACACGGUCUAGGUGAAGAAGCUAGCUUCAAGUCUUAGAGCUCAAGAUCAGUUCGGUUGGCGAUGGCCACGACCAGACGAGCUUACCAACCUCCAGCUCUUCGUCCGAUCGAGUUUAGCUUCACAGGACGUGGAGAAAAUAUCAGGUGAUACAAGAGUUUAGGUGCUACCAUGAUACGGGUUUUCGUGAGCCAUUGGAUCCGAGAUCUAAGGGUGACAGCCAUCCUUUUGGACUUGCACGUAAAUAUCAGAUUCUGAAAGCUUCACAGGACGUGUCGUCCCGUCACACGGUACCUAUAUAUACCCCGGCCCCACUAAAGUGCAGCCGCACCAACCGCAAUCCCAAUUCGCAACGGCCCCAACAGACACACGCACGGGCGCGCGCGCGGCCGGCAGCACGGCAAGUCGGCGACUCGUGCGCCCGCCGGACACCGGCCGCGCUACAAACGCGUCGUACGUCUACGCCCGCGUGCCGACGCAGGCUUCCGCUUUUCUCCCCUCCCCCCGCCCGCUCCUCCUCCCCCCAUGCGCGGGCGCCGCACCGCCCCCCGGCGGCCAGACGAGAUGACGGACUCCACCGACUCGCCGUCGGAGCACGCCGGCGGCACGAACGGCGACGGAGCAGGCGGGCUGUGCCAGUACCAGCACGGCGGCCCGGCCAGGGCGCCGCGGCUGGGGCUCGAGAUCCGGGAGCCCUUCCUGCGUCUGAUCACGUCCAUGCGAGCCGCGCUCGACCCCGCCCCCGACGACGGAGGCGCCGGCCCAGAGGAGGAGGGGGCGCCAGGGGGGAAGAAUCAGGGCCAGCGACGGCUGACGCGGGUGGGACUGCGGGCGCUCCAAAUCGGCGACAGCAAGAUCGAUCGAAGGGACGAGGCCGACAUAGCGGCCAAGUUCCAGUACAAGAAGCCCAAGAAGAUCGUGCUCCAGCUGCACCGGGCCGACGCCUUGGUCAAGAUCGACAUCCUCUGGUCCAACAUCCUGGCCAUGUCGGCGCGCUUCGACGACGCGAGAUUCGACACGCUCAGGAUCCAGGUCAAAUGCGCGUCCGAGCGGUUCAGUGCUACACAACCUCCAGCAGCAAGCAGAAUGCAUCUCCGAUGGCAGCGCUGCGGCGAUGUUAUUCCAAGGACCUUUUUGCUCUGGUUUGACAAGGGGACGCUGGAGAGGGGCUACGGCAAGAUGAUGUACGCCGACCCUUCGCUGCUUCUACUGCCGCCGCCACCUCCGGGACAAGGAGAGGAGGAGGAGGAGGAAGAAGCCCCGUCCCCGCCAUUCCUCGGAGGCGCGACGCCGAGCACGGUGAUGAUGAUGACAGGCUCGGCAAACACAGGGGCCGCCGAUCCCGCGGCGUAUCAUGAGUACUGGGGCACCCAGUUCCAGGACUCGGCACAUAUCCGUUCCUUGUACAGAUAGCCGUUAUUCAUUGAUAUUCAUGUUCUUCAUUCGUUGUAUAGAUGUCAUGCACGGU